AUGCCUAGGGGUCAGAAGAGUAAGCUGCGUUCCCGAGCCAAGCGCCAGCAGGCCCGCGAUGAGACCCAGGGCCUCAGGGGUGCUCAGGCCACUGCAGAGGAGGAAGUGGGGUCUCCCUGCUCCUCUCCUCUUGGUGAGGGUGCACUCCCCAGCUCCCCUGCUGCUGGCAUUAGCCAGGUGUCUCAGAGAGCCCCACCCUCUAGCUCUCUUGGUGCAGGUGAUUCCUGCAAAAGCUCUGAAGCAGGUGCCCAGGAGAGAAUGCCAGGCAGCUCCCAGGCAGCAGCCUCUCCUGAGAGCUCAAGCAGAGAUCCUCUCACCAGGAAGUCCAGUCUGUUGGUGCAGUACUUGCUGGAGAAGUAUAAAACAAAAGAGCCCAUUACACAGGCAGAUAUGCUGAAGGUGGUCAACAAGAAGUACAAGGAGUACUUCCCUGAGAUCCUCAGGAGAACCUCCGAGCGUGUGGAGCUGGUCUUUGGCCUAGAGUUGAAGGAAGUGGAUCCCAACAGUCACUCCUACCUCCUUAUCAGCAAGCUGGGGCUCUCCAGUGAAGGAAGUCUGAGUGGCAGUAGGGGCUUGCCCAAGACCGGUCUCCUGAUGACCCUCCUGGGUGUGAUCUUCAUGAAGGGCAACCGUGCCACUGAGGCAGAGAUCUGGGAAUUCCUGAAUGUGUUGGGGAUCUAUGCUGGGAGGAGGCACUUGAUCUUUGGGGAGCCCCGGAAGCUCAUCACCAAAGAUUUAGUGCAGAAAAAGUACCUGGAGUACCGCCAGGUGCCUGGUAGUGACCCUCCCAGCUUUGAAUUCCUGUGGGGUCCCAGAGCCCAUGCAGAAACCAGCAAAAUGAAGGUCCUGGAGGUUUUGGCCAAGAUUAAUGAUACCAACCCUAAUGCCUUCCCUAAUCUGUAUGAGGAGGCUUUGAGAGAUGAGGAGGAGAAAGCAAGAGAGAAAGCU
Molecule: messenger RNA, 948 nt
Organism: Marmota flaviventris (yellow-bellied marmot)
Lineage: Eukaryota; Metazoa; Chordata; Mammalia; Rodentia; Sciuridae
Product: melanoma-associated antigen B2-like
Biological process (GO): negative regulation of transcription by RNA polymerase II
Cellular component (GO): nucleus
Source: RefSeq, a predicted model, not a curated record